Brugia pahangi is the source of this 1083-nucleotide messenger RNA. NCBI's taxonomy places the organism in Eukaryota, Metazoa, Nematoda, Chromadorea, Rhabditida, Onchocercidae. The record is from the annotation of a GenBank genome assembly.
AUGCAAAUACAUAUGGGAAUAGCAGCACUUAUGAACUAUAAACUGGAUGAAAAUGAUGCGGAAAAACGUGAACAGCAAAGAUUAGCACAGAAAUUGGAUGAUGAUUCGGCAGCUAUCUGUAAUGAUAUUAAUCCCAGCAGUGGAAUGGAUAAAAUAUAUUUUACACCAAAUGAAUUAUUAUACGAAGCAACAUGUGCAGAUGUAAUUUCAUCAACAUUAUCAUCGUCAUCGCCAGAAAAAUCAAUAACAAUGAUCGGUGUACCGGAUUCGGAAUUUUCCACUGAUAAUGCAACUAGUAACAGUACUGAUAAAUGUCACAAAGAUAGUAACAUUGAUAACACUGAUAAUAUUGAAGCUAAAGUGCUAUGUCAAUGUCAAUCACAUUUAGGCCGAAUAUUUCUAGAUGAAGUUUAUCCAUUAACAACAGAACAACUGUUUACCAUACUUUUUUCACCCAUACCAUGGUAUCAACAUUUUGAUGAAAUUGUCAACAAAACAGCACAUGGAAAAACGCUUAAUAUAGUAACUGGUUAUAUGGCAACAUCAUGGGUAACAGAAAAUCCUACUGUUACCACUCGAACAGUAACCUAUAACAUGGCACUAAAUAACGCUUUAGGUCCAAAAAGUACGUCAGUUACUGAAAAACAGACAUGUCACUCAUUUCACGAUACCGACAAAGGAUUUAGUAUAAUGAAAGAGAUUCAAAACGCUGGCAUACCAUACGCUGAUAAUUUUGCCAUUCAAUGUACUUAUUGUAUAAUUCGGGCAGGUAACAUGCAUUCCAGGUUACUUAUACAUGGCACAAUAAUACAAAAGAAAAAUAUUUGGGGUAUUGUUAAAGGAAUAAUUGAAAAAAGCACGUAUAGUGGAUUAGGAACGCAUUAUACUGUAUUAAAAGAAACAUUAAAAUUACUGUGUGAUGAAUCACUUGAGGUAAAACAAUCUACCGUAUCGGAAUGUGAAACAAGCAAUAAUUUGUUACCAAACAAAUUAUUAAAUCGGUACGCUAAUAUUGAUAUUUCAUUUCUCUCUACUAAAAUUUCACGAAUUGGAAAAUGUAAAAAAAUAAAUAAAUGUUUAUAA